GUCACCAGGACAUACACAAGAUUGAUACAGCACAAUGCAGCACAAGACAACAAACACCUAACAAUGAUUGUUCAUGGUUUUGGUGGAUGACUCUCAACUGGCUGUUUAGGGAAUUGGCCCCAGAUCCUGACAUGACCCCAAAGCCUCUCAUGGUGACUCCUGAUGUCCAUCAUCCACUAUGUGACCAACGCAAGGACAUGCCCCUCAGAAGAACAGCCUCGGAGCCCAUCCUGAAGGUGAAGAGUAAACUGAAGAAGCACAUCAACUCCAGACAGAACCCUCUCCAACGCAAAACCAGUGCUCCCCCUACUGUCAAGCACAGAACGCCGGACACUCAGGACUAUUCCCCCAGCAGCAGUAGCACUCCAGUGUCGGGGUGCAGCUCGCCCAAUGACAGCCUCCUCUCAGAUAGCCCACUUACUACCGGACUGGCCCACGAGGUGAGCCCCACUCAACCCCCCUCCACCAUUCGCACCUCUAUCCUCCAACCCCACUGUACUCCCAAGUACAAUAUAAGUAUAUUGUAACAAUGAGUAAUUACAAUACUGGUAACUAUAAGAAUAAUUUCACAGUAAAAAUUAUCACACUAAUGUUAAGUGUGACCCAGUUUAUGUAUACAAUAUGCUAUUGUAAUUUUUUUUAAAGAUGCUAAAACUGAUUUUAAUUCAUGAAAUCUGUUCCAAAGCAUUCCCAUGAAUAAAAAAUGAGACAUAAGUGAUCGUAUAUCGAUGUA
Messenger RNA from Oncorhynchus gorbuscha (pink salmon), 733 nucleotides. Its product is annotated as histone deacetylase 7-like. Gene Ontology annotation, molecular function: histone deacetylase activity. The record is from RefSeq and is a predicted model, not a curated record. Gene Ontology annotation, biological process: chromatin organization. Gene Ontology annotation, cellular component: histone deacetylase complex. The transcript has 3 exons. The coding region runs from base 87 to 527 and encodes 146 amino acids. NCBI's taxonomy places the organism in Eukaryota, Metazoa, Chordata, Actinopteri, Salmoniformes, Salmonidae.